This is a messenger RNA of Neocloeon triangulifer, 1299 nucleotides long. Its product is annotated as protein rolling stone-like. Lineage: Eukaryota; Metazoa; Arthropoda; Insecta; Ephemeroptera; Baetidae. The transcript is spliced from 6 exons. The record is from RefSeq and is a predicted model, not a curated record. Gene Ontology annotation, cellular component: membrane. The coding region runs from base 173 to 1027 and encodes 284 amino acids.
UCCCUAUUUCUUGCAGAGAAUUAAAUCAAAACGCGCGAUUACUGUUGGGGCGCUUUGCCUAUAUUGUUAUGCAGAUCGCAUAGCAGGAUGCAAAACUGUUGCCGAAGCAAUAUUCAAACCUUCAAUAGAUUCAUUUCUACACCGAAUUUUGCAAAAAAAGACUUUUGAAAGGAUGGGGUCAUUUUGCAUUGACUUUCACCGCGAAUUCAAAUUGGAGAACGCUUUGCUGGCGCACAACAAUGCAGCGAAUUUUGCCCAAUGUCGGUUAUCACGAUCCAACACCAGACGUAUUCGUAUUAGCAAGAUCUACUUAAGCUACAGGCUGGCAGUGCCGAUUUUCUUGAUUGCAGGCAUUUUAUGGGACUUGAUUGGAAUUGCAGACAAAAAGUGUAAAGUUCCAAUAGGCCUUUGCCGAGCAAUGUGGCCCAUUUAUUUAACAAACUGGAACACUCUGAUUUUGGCCAUGAACACUUCCCUGGCAGCCAUGCUGGUUUUGAAGGACCAAAGAGCAGAUAACAUGCAAGUAAGCUGCAUCGAGAAAUUCUAUUGGGUUCUUAAAAAUCUAUCAAUCGGAUUGUCGCCACUGGUUUCUCUCAUGUACUGGACGUUGGAGUACAAACCAGAAGUGCAUCCUCUGGAUUUUUCCAACGUCAGGGACCACAUACUCAACACCGUCAUUGUGUUAGUUGACCUUCUGGUGUGCGCCCACCCCAUCCGCCUUUUGCACAUUUACCAGCCAAUGCUGCUUGGCCUCGUGUACCCGGCAUUCACAGCCAUUUAUCAUUACAUGUUCCAUGGGGUGAAUCGAAAUGGCAAAAAAUACAUAUACGAAACAAUGGACUGGGGGAAUCCCACCAAAGUGCUGAUUGUAGCAGCAGCAGCAAUUCUAUUUGAAGGAUUUGUGUUCUUUGCAAUGUGGUUUCUUUACUUUAAUACAAAAAGAUGUUUUGUCAGAGACGAACAAGAUGAAUAUGAAAUGACUGAAACGAGUGAUGCAGCAGAAGGGAACACACAAAUUGCUGUUUGAAAUUGUGAGCAAGGACAUAAUAAUCAAAUAAAAUGGAAUCACUUUCAUACUUUUGCCUAGGUUUAUAUUAUUGGCUCGUCGAUAUCACAUUUUGCAAAAGAAGAAACACUAACAAGAUAAUAAAACGAGCGCGAGAUAGAGAAUUGUAAAAACGUAAAGCUUCUCAUACCAAUAAAAUAAAUUAGGAUGAUUAUUAGUAGAAGCUUUUGAUCGUAAAUGCCACGAUGAAUCACAAAUUAUGCCAAAAAAAAAAAGGAAAGAAAAGUAAAUUG